Molecule: messenger RNA, 1189 nt
Organism: Phacochoerus africanus (Common warthog)
Lineage: Eukaryota; Metazoa; Chordata; Mammalia; Artiodactyla; Suidae
Gene: PLAAT4
Product: phospholipase A and acyltransferase 4
Exons: 4
Coding region: 92-583 (163 amino acids)
Biological process (GO): N-acylphosphatidylethanolamine metabolic process
Cellular component (GO): cytoplasm
Molecular function (GO): glycerophospholipid phospholipase A1 activity; A2-type glycerophospholipase activity
Source: RefSeq, a predicted model, not a curated record
AGGAAAAUGAAAGCAAAACACUCAAUUCUUUGACUGUAAAACUGAGAGCAGAAGAAGAGGCACCCCACACACCCACUGCUCUGGCUCCCCGAUGACUUCGUUUUGCUUAGAACCUAAGCCUGGAGACCUGAUUGAGAUUUUCCGCACUGGCUACAUGCACUGGGCCAUCUACGUGGGAGACGGUUAUGUGAUCCAUCUGGCCCCUCUGGGUGAAUACCCCGGGGCUGGGGCCUCCAGCCUCUUCUCCGUCCUGACCAGCAAGGCGGUGGUGAAGAGGGAGCGCCUGCAGGACGUGGUGGGGAGCUGCCGCUAUCGCAUCAACAACAUCUUGGACCACAAGUACCGACCGCGGCCUGUGCACAAGAUCCUCAAGUCUGCAAAUGAGAUGAUUGGUGCAGAGAUGGGGUACAGCGUUCUGGAAAAUAACUGUGAGCACUUUGUCACCAAGCUGAGAUAUGACAAGGCCGAAUGCGGGCAGACAAAGGUGGCCAAAGUCCUCAUUGAAGGAGGAGUGGCCCUGGGACUUGGAGUUCUGGCUGUUAUGAGAUACUCUGUAUUGAAGAAGCGAUCUCAAAACCAGUGACAUCCUGAAGAAGCCCCAAAAUCCUUCAAUGGAGGCAGCGGGUGGAAGCCGUGCAGACCGCUCCCCCCGAGCUCCGCUCUCUGCCUGAGCCUUGCCCUCCUGCAGCCUCUAGUUUGCUCCCCGACUUCCCCUCAGACCCUGCCUGGAGGAUGGGCUGACCGUACAAGCCCGAAGAGUCGGCGGCUAGAUGGUGCUUCCAUAGACGGCUGCACCAGCAAGGAAGACAUUAGCAUUCAUUCAGCCCCUGUAGGUGCUCCCAGCAACUUCAGCCGUGUGCCCUUGGCUGGUCAGCUCUGUGACCGUGGGAAAUGCUCUUGACUCUCAGAGCCUCAGUUCCUUCAACGCUGAGGCGGGGGUCAUGACCCGCUUCCCAGUGACAUCCUAUGGAUCAGCGAAGAUGAGACGUGGACAGCCCUGGUCUAUCUGGUACAUCGUAGGUGCUCAGAAGAUCGCCUGCUGUCACUCGCCACUGUUGUCAAUAGACAUCAUUAAUGUUACCCUAGGAACCAAAAUAACAAAAACAAAAACGCAUCUUUCCAGGCUCUCCCUCAGGGGCCCCCCUUUUUGGGAAAGUAUUUCUUUCUUCUUUCUUUCUUUUUUUUUUUU